This is a messenger RNA of Penicilliopsis zonata CBS 506.65, 864 nucleotides long. RefSeq lists its product as hypothetical. Lineage: Eukaryota; Fungi; Ascomycota; Eurotiomycetes; Eurotiales; Aspergillaceae. The record is from RefSeq and is a predicted model, not a curated record. The coding region runs from base 1 to 864 and encodes 287 amino acids. The transcript is spliced from 3 exons.
AUGGAGGCCAUCUUCAAGAACGACGACUUCGUCGAGCAGUACAAGGUUGGGGAACGCCUCACGGGCAGCUUUGCUCUUGACCUCAUCCAGCGGUCUGGCAUCGUGAACGAAUCUACCCAGGACCCGCUCGUAGUUCUGGACAACGCUUGCGGUACUGGCAUCGUCUCCUCCACACUGAACCGAUUGCUUAGCGAGAAUGCGAAGGUAAACUGGCAGUUAACCUGUGGCGACUUCUCUCAGACGAUGCUCGACUAUACCAAGUCCAGAAUAGAUGAAGAGGGCUGGCCGAAUGCCCAGGUGAAGAUCGUGGAUGCGCAGGAAACAGGGCUUCCGACAGCUCACUAUACCCACAUCUUCACAAACUUUGGUCUCCCAAUUUGCAAAAGGUCUGAUGCUCAGCUAGGCGUGAUAGAAUCGGUUCGGAUGUUACGACCAGGUGGAUUGCUUGGCUUUACAACCUGGAAACGACUUGACUGGGUGCUCCUCAUUAAGGGAGUCCUGGAAUCGACCCCAGAGAAACUCUAUUUCCCAGACGUGCCAGAAUUCCUUGCCAUCAUGCAGAAUGGGAACUGGAACGAUGAGGCGUGGAUCAGGUCUCAUCUCCAGGACCGCGGCUGCGAGGACAUCAAAGUGGAGGCGGCGACGAAGUGCCUCCUAACGAACAUACACGAUUUCUUCAAGUCAGCCAUGAUGCUUUUCCCGAUGGCAAUCAGGCAUUUCUGGACUGAGGAGCAAUUGGACAAGUACGAGGAGUAUGCUAAGAAUGCGGUCUGGAAAUAUCUCGACGACAAGUACGGGCCCGACGAGCUUGUCGAGACUGAGUACACUGCCAUUGUGUCGACGUGUCGUAAAUCUUCGGAUUGA